GGGGUCCGCCGUAUCAUGUGCCGGGCUGCAGGGAGAUGGGCGCCCAGCGGCCGCGUCACCGACCCGCCGACUUUCGACAUCUGAAGGCCACGCCAGGAGGGCGCGUCUGCGGCGGGAGGGGGCAGCCCCCCGAGCGGAGGAUGCCACCGCACUGUGGAUAUAAGACGGCGGCGCGCCGGGAACUGCAUCAGUCGCUCGGAUCAACCUGCCCGCUCGACCGUCCACUCCUCCCAUUCAACCAUGAAGCUGGCGAUCGUUCUCGUGUGUCUGGUGGCGGCGGCCUGUGCCGAUAAGAGCGCCCGCAUCGCCAACCAUCAGUUCCAGCUCAACGAGGACGGAUCCUACGACGCCGCGUACCAGACGACCAACGGCAUCGUCUCAGACGAGAGCGGCAUCUCCUACCCGGGUAACAUCCCCGAGUCUGGCAACUACGUGAGGACGGGCAGCUACAGCUACGAGUGGGAGGGCGUCACCUACACCGUCACCUGGCAGGCCGACGAGAAUGGCUUCUUCGCCGAGGGCGACCACCUGCCCUGAGCUCGCCCGGGCCGCCUCCGUCCGUCAGCCGUCCGUCCGUCAUCCCAUCGGUCCGCUCGUCAGCCCAUUCGUCCGUCCAAUGUCCGUGUGUCUCGUGUGUCUGUGUGGCGUCUGCUCGGUGUGGGCGAUGCCGUUUGUCCGUCUGUCUGUCCGUGUAAACUGUACCUCCCCGGUGCUGGCGGUAUGAAGCGAUGUCCCGUGAAUUAUGUGUGAAACGAAACAUCCCGACUUGAUUCCUGAGGAGUCUUUUAGAAAAAAUACACAUUCAUAAGAUAUA
Molecule: messenger RNA, 814 nt
Organism: Amphibalanus amphitrite
Lineage: Eukaryota; Metazoa; Arthropoda; Thecostraca; Balanomorpha; Balanidae
Product: endocuticle structural glycoprotein SgAbd-4-like
Exons: 3
Coding region: 241-537 (98 amino acids)
Cellular component (GO): chitin-based extracellular matrix
Molecular function (GO): structural constituent of chitin-based larval cuticle
Source: RefSeq, a predicted model, not a curated record